AUGCAAACCACAUCAACCUCUCUUCAGGUGAAGCUUGGGUCGCCAGUCCCUCCACCCUGGGUGGGAGGUAGGCAGGAAGCACCAGGCGGUGGUGGCUGAAUCACUUGUCUCUCGGCUCGUCUAGGUUUUGAGCACAAGAUCACAGGGCAGGCGUCCCCCAGCCUUGACUGGCAGAAAGUGCUAGGGGCCCCCAGACCCCCAGGAAACCCCGGCCUCAUCCAUCUGCGGGCCAUUCACCAUGAAUCCCACAGCCACCGGAUCUGCUCUGGGAAGGGCCAGCACUGCAGACACCUGCAUGUCGGGCGGAGCAAAUGUUUCCGAGGAGCAGAACAGCUCACCGAGAAGAACGCCUCCCCCCCCACUCCAGCCAUACUCACUCCUAGGAGUCCAGUUGCAGCUGCUGCCACCCACUGCCGAGGGACCCAAGCAGGCUUCAGCCACUGGGCAUUGUCGCUGCCACAGUGACCUCAUCCUGCUGGGCUGCACAUCAAUUUUGGCUUCCCUUUUGCUGGGCAUGGAGUUGGCUGAACUGUCAGGCGAUGGGCCAAGGCUGCCCCCACCUCCCGGGUCACCCAGCAGAGUCACCCUACUGUCCCUUUCUGACAGCAACUCCACCAAGUUGCUUCUGCCUUCUGACACGGAAGAUGGCCCCCUGGAUGAGCAGGCCUCGCCCCCAGAAAGCCCUACCUGCCUUCCCCAGUGGAGUCCCCUGGUGGACAUGGCAGUAGAAGGCUUUGAGAAGGACCCUACCAGCCACUCGCCCCACCCACCCACCCACGUGACUGCCACACAGGCCCUGAGCCAAAUGCACCGCCAGACACCAUCCGAGGGAGCUCCCCAAGCUGGGUCCUGGCCAUCCAGGUGGGCAUCAACUGCAGUUGAGGUGCAGGCUAAAAGGACGCAAGGCUGAUGACCGCAGAAAUGAAUCCCGAGCAUGGAGGGGCUUCCCAACUCCACCUGAACUUCCAGGGGUCUUUCUGACCUAUCCUGGCUCUGGGAAGAGGGUGGGGAUGGGGCGCUGUUGGCAGUUCAGAGGCUAAAAAUGAACCACCUGGCUGCUUUGAGGCAAAUAACUCGGUAGGGGUUGGGGAUCGACUUCCACACAAAACAGAGCCUUCUGCCCUCCACCAUCUUGGUUUUUCUCCCUCCAGGCUGCCAGGAAGCCCUGCCUUUUUUAGCUUCCCUAGAUCCUCACUUGCUCUCCACUGUCCAAGCCGCCAGCCAGGACACGAAGCAGUUCAGUCCAAGUGCCACUGCAGUGCGGCCUCCGCAGACACUGAUCUUUACACCUCUACUUGGACUGACCUCACCUGGACCCCUGGAAGCUCAUCUCCCUGGGCCGAAUCCCGAGGGCAACCCUCUCCCCAGGAACUCAUGAGUCCUGCCAGACCCUUCUGGACGUGAAUGUGGGCGGGCAGCCCCAGGACAGCAUGGUAGCCCUUUGUCAGGCACAGCCAUGUCUGUGCAGCCUGCAGGCUGACAUUUCUCCCUGACCCACAGCCUCACUGGCCCCUGGAGGACCCUUUGUACUCCAGGACGUCCUUGGGAGGCUGAGGGAAUGGGCCGGCUUUGGGCUCCAAGGACCCUGAGGGGAGCUUGUGUCCAGGGGGGGAUGCUGGGCUGACUAACCAACUGGAGGCUGCUGGAUUUUUGGGCUUCUGUGAUUGAUUGUUUUUAAAGAAAAGGUGUGUGAGAGAGAAGGACAGUGCCUGCCUGACCUGCUUUUGCUGGGUUCCUGCCUCAUUUAAGAAGGGGCAAAUGCCAUUGUGCGAUGGCACCUUUGCCCUUGCUCUGAACUGUGGUAUCAGUAUUGCAUGAUCUUCCUACAGGCUUCCCACUCCAACAGUUCUGCAGGGCAGGCUCACUUAGGCUACUGAAGAGCUCCCAGCCCUUCCCUUCCUGCUCUCCCUCAAGCUUUCUGCCCCAUGUUUGUCAGGUGAGUUUAAAUUUCUAAGUGAAAAACAGAAAUUGGUUUCACUUUCCAAGGAGGUCUCUGAGACCACCCCUAAAGCACAGAAAUAAAACAGAGGAGCUACAGCCGAAGCUCACAGGACCUUCCAGAGAGGGGAGCGUGGCAUACCUGGGCAGACCCCCUUAGCCAGCCUUCUGUGAGAAGGUCUCCCCAUGCCAAGUCUAGACCCUGCCCCGAGGGAUGAGAUGGUUACACUGAGGCAAACUGCUCCAACUGUGGCAGGAUAGCCAGGAGACCCCCAACUCCCAGGUUCUGGGUGCAUAGAAGGGCUGCACCUUCACCCACACAUGAAGGAAGCCUGGCUGCCUUUUCUGAAUGCCUAACCCCAACCGGGGCUUCAGCAUCACAGAAGGCAGCAGUCAAAAUUGGGCCUUUUGCUAGUACUUGGAAGUGGGGGUAAAGGAAGCCAGGAACUGAGCAAUGGGGAGCAGACCAUUGAUAGCUCUUCUCCCAGUUAGCAUUGCUGUCCUCUGUAUGGCCCUGGCACAAGGAAGCUGCACCCCAUUUCCCCCUCCCCAGCCAACCCCCAGGGCCUUCCUGCAUGGUGGCCAGAGGGCAAGGACCAGCCUGUGCCUUCAAAUGGUUUGCUGUUUGGCUGAAGAAACCCCAAUUCACAAAGAAGGACCGGGGGGUCUGCCCAAAUAUUUUCUGCCCAUCAGCACUAAGAGGAGGCUGGGUGGGAUGCCCGUGGCAGCCCCUCUCCCCAGAACUGAUUUAUUUAGGUGGUCAGGAACCACUUUGUGGAUCCAGAGGGAUUUUGAGAU
This is a messenger RNA of Ahaetulla prasina, 2736 nucleotides long. RefSeq names its product mitogen-activated protein kinase kinase kinase 10-like. The transcript is spliced from 2 exons. Lineage: Eukaryota; Metazoa; Chordata; Lepidosauria; Squamata; Colubridae. The coding region runs from base 239 to 910 and encodes 223 amino acids. The record is from RefSeq and is a predicted model, not a curated record.